Molecule: messenger RNA, 1686 nt
Organism: Neoarthrinium moseri
Lineage: Eukaryota; Fungi; Ascomycota; Sordariomycetes; Amphisphaeriales; Apiosporaceae
Exons: 5
Coding region: 1-1686 (561 amino acids)
Biological process (GO): nucleobase transport; transmembrane transport
Cellular component (GO): plasma membrane
Molecular function (GO): nucleobase transmembrane transporter activity
Source: RefSeq, a predicted model, not a curated record
AUGACUAGUAACAUACGACGUCGAGUGGUAGGUCUCAAGGAGAAGAUCCGUCUACACGGAGAUGAGACGCAGCAUGAGCAGACUGACCACUGGUCCAACAGGGACUUGAUCCCUCUCCCUCCGCACCGGAGAACGUGGGGAUGGUUUCACUUCUACGGGUUCUGGACGCUGUCGUCGCUCAACAUCACGAAUUGGCAGACGCCAAACUCGUUCCUUACCCAGGGGCUUUCCGUCGGCCAGUCGAUGGCGAUUAUCAUCAUUGGUAGGCUGUUGAUUGUUGGGUUCUCGACACUGAUUGCCUGGUGCGGUCUGCAGUGGCAUAUCGGCUUCACGGUGCAGAAUCGGUAUACCUGGGGCAUGCGCGGCAGCUACAUUCCGCUACUUCAGAGAAUCUUAUUGAACUUUAUCUGGAACGCUGUCCAAUGUUGGAACGGCGGUCGCUUGGUCGCCGUCUGUCUGACUGCUAUCUGGCCGUCCUAUGCGAAGAUGAACAACUUUCUUCCAGACAGCAUGCCAACGAACGGGAGCGAGUUCGUGGGGUUCAUCGUGUUCUGGUUUGUCUCGACGCCGUUCCUGUGGAUUAGACCAGAGAAGUUCAAGAUGCCGUUUCUCGUCACUUCAAUAUACUGCGGCUGUGGCAUGCUAGCCAUGAUGAUAUGGGCCUUGUCCACUGCUAAAGGUGUUGGCCCUCUUUUGUACUCGGGAGCAUCAGUGCCAGCGACAUCCCGUUGGAAUGACAGCUGGUUAAUGAUGGCAAGUAUUAAUCAAAUGAUUGGAGGUAUUGCUGCAGGGAUCACCAACGGUUCAGACUUCUCAAGAUAUGCCCGAGGCUGGAAAGACUAUGUGAUUGGGUCGAUAACUUCAGGCUGGAUUACUGGUGUGUUGGUGUGCUUCGUCGGUCUCGUAACGACGAGUGCUUCUCAGAAGAUCUACGGCGAGGUGAUAUGGAAUCCCCCUGAUCUCCUGUUGAGAAUGAUGGAAAAUGGAGAGGGGACUUCGGCUGCUCGCGCUGGAGUCUUCUUUCUCGCUUUUGGAUUCGCUCUGACGAACGUGUUCGAGAACAUCUGCGGCAACGCUGUGGCUGGAGGAAUAGACCUCGCUGGGCUCUGGCCUCAUUACAUCAACAUCCGACGAGGCGCCAUCAUCACUUUCAUCGCAGCUUGGGUCGUUCAGCCGUGGCAACUAGUCAACCGAGCGGUAACCUUUAUCCUAGUGCUCAGUUCCUUUUCGGUCUUCCUGGCGCCUAUCAUCGGCAUGAUGGCAACGGAUUUCUAUGUGCUCCGCCGGAGAAGGAUCCAGCUCUCCCAUCUAUAUCGCAUCCACAACACGUCCUAUUGGUACUGUCGUGGGGUCAACUGGAGGGCAAUACCUGCGUGGCUCUGCGGCUGGGCGCCGACGAUUGGUGGUCUUGUUGUAAGUGUUCGCGGAGAUAUUGAUCCGUCCAGGGCUCUGCAAGAGCUGUACUUUAUGGCCUUCUUCAUUGGUUUCUCCAUUAGCGCUGUGAUCUUCUAUGUGCUAAACUUGCUUUUCCCACCUGGUGGCCUCGGCGACUACGAGACUACGGACGUAUAUGGCACAUUCACGGCUAGAGAAGCCGAGAAGCUUGGUGUGAUACCAUCUAGUGACAGUCUGGAAAAUCACGACAGCCACUAUGCAACCCAGGAAGUGGUUCAGGAGAAAACAUAA